Molecule: messenger RNA, 2183 nt
Organism: Anarrhichthys ocellatus (wolf-eel)
Lineage: Eukaryota; Metazoa; Chordata; Actinopteri; Perciformes; Anarhichadidae
Gene: tapbp.1
Product: TAP binding protein (tapasin), tandem duplicate 1
Exons: 8
Coding region: 99-1421 (440 amino acids)
Biological process (GO): antigen processing and presentation of endogenous peptide antigen via MHC class I
Cellular component (GO): membrane
Source: RefSeq, a predicted model, not a curated record
UGAAAGUGAAACUAAAAUGAACCUCUAGUUGAAGGGGAAAACCAGCGCGAUAAAGUCUACUUUGUUUGAGUGUCAGACAGCAAGAAGAAGACACAAUCAUGACGAACUGCUCUACGAUCUACAAACUGUCGCUGGUUGCAGUGGUGUGCUUCAUUAAAGCCUGCAGCAGCAGCUGUCCAGUGUUGGAGUGCUGGUUGGUGCAGGAGAAGACGGGUCGAGGAGGAGGUUUAGCUGCAGCUACAAGCCAGGAGAAAUCCCUGCUUCACGUCCGAACAGACCGCCACACCGCAGAGACCCAACAGGCUCCGUCCAACAUCGACCCCGACAGAGUCUACUUUAUCAGCGACCCAGCUGCCACUCUCUGCCACCGCUCUCUCAAUCCUCCCAGAGGCUCAGUCGAGAAGCCCCAGUGUGAGAUCAACCCCUUCCUGCCGCAGCCCUCCACCCUCAAAUGGGUCGCUCCACUCACAGACUCCGCCUCCAGCCCCAUUUACCUGCAGGCUGACUGGUUUUCCACCGCCCUUCAGGGCCUCAACGGACAGCUGGCCAUUUCCACUAUCACGCGUGCUCCCACAGCAACCAAAGAGCAGGAUGUGAUCCUGAGUGUGACCACUAAAACCGUCUCGGUGCAGUCCAGACUUGGGGAACCAGUGUUGCUGGACUGCGGCUUCUGGGUCGACCCCUCCUCGCCUCUGUCCGGGUUGGGUUUUGCCGUAGAGUGGCGCUACCAGUUCCGAGGCGACGGACGCUUGGUUCUGGCCUACGACGGCAAAACGGACCGCUUGGCUGAUGUCCAAGAGGAAGGGGCCACGCUGGACUUUGAGGGUUUGCGCCAGAAAGGGAAUGCGUCCCUGAUCCUGCUGGAGGCUAAAGUGCGUCACUCCGGGAUGUAUAUUUGUACGGUGUAUCUGCCGUACCUUGUGGCUCAGGUGGCGUUGGAGCUUGAGAUUAUAGAACCUCCAUCCCUCUCCAUCCACCCGUCCCCUCUGCCCCUCGCUGUUCCCGGCCGGAAUUUGACUGUCCAGUGUGAGGCGUCCGGCUUUGCCCCCCUCUCCCUGGAACUGAGCUGGGAGUUCAAAGGCACCGAUGGGAAGUCCAGGCCUCUAGGAUCAGGCAGCGUAACGGGCCACAGGCAGGCCUGGGAUGGAACCUAUAGCCAGAGCACCCGGCUGGAGCUGGACACAACCAAGCUGGACCUGGGCCCAGGAGGGGAGGUCACCUGUGUGGCUGUCCAUCUUGGAGGCACACGACGGGCCAGCGUGACCCUCAAUGUCAUUGGGCUCAGCACCCCCUCCAUUGAGGACUCGAUGGCAAUGGUCGGUGUAGCGCUGGUGCUCUACGGUCUUAUAAAGUUCGUCUCUUGGACCUUCACCAGCUCAGGCUCAGAUGAGGCUGGUCAACAAGACAAGAAAGACAAGUAAAGAAGAACGAAGUCAACUGCUGUGGAAGUGUGAUACUGAACCAACAAGCCUGUCUGUUUUGAUAUCUAGGAUGGGGUUUCAGAAGUGACUAUCCUCCAGACAGUUAUGUCUUUUAGUUUAAGGCUAUUGUGUCUCUCAAUUUUACCUUUUUUUCACAGGUCCAGUUCUGCUAGGGUAUCAGUGGCAAAGGGCUUCUGCUCAGUCUAAACAUGUUUUUUGUGAUAUUUCUGUCACUUUAAAGCGAUAUAGCUGUUAUAUCUUAUUGUCCUCCCACUGUUUGCAUACUAUAUUUUGUCACAGACACUGGAAGGGUGCCAGAAAGUUAGAGGAAUUUUGAAAUAGUGUUGAAAUAUCAGCUUCAAUUUGAAGAUGUUAAUGCUUCCAUAUGAUUUUCCGCUAUGUUUAAGAAACAGAAAGAAUUAAAUUAACAUUGUUUAUAAAUGAUCCAGGGCAGUAAAAUUACUAUUGGACUAAACUGUCCAAACCCACAAACAGAAUCUUGUUUUUGUAAAUAUAGAAAAAAUAAUGUAUGUAUAUUCUGACAUUUUUGUUACUUGUGUGUUAGAGUGGUAUUGCUUUCAUUUUGUGUUGGUAGGAAUGAUGCUCCAACAGCCUGUGCUAAUGCACUAUUCAACUUCUAUAGACGUGUGAAGGAAAUGGUACAAACAGAGCACAUAGUUCUACCCCACGGAAAAUCUAAAUUUGUGUUAGAAUUCAAAGAUUAUAAUUAAAGUGCCACAUUCUUGGAAAACAAACUGAAAA